AUGGAGUCUGUAGGUCUGGUGGAGCAAAGGAGAUCGAGUAGAGUUGAAAAUAAUGUUGAGUGUGUUAUUAAGAAGAAGAGGUGCAAAAGAAAGGUGAGAAUUCAAGUAAAGAGACCUGUGAAAAUGGUUUCAAGGACACUGCAGAGGCUAUUUGAUUCAUGCCAACAAGUUUUCAGAGGCCCUGGCACUGUCCCUUCACCCGCUGAUGUGCAAAGAUUGUGCAACAUUCUUGAUGUUAUGAAACCAGAAGAUGUGGGGCUGAGUAGAGAUCUGCCGUUCUUUCAAUCUAAGAGUGUAGCAGUUGAAGAGAAUCCUAGAGUUGCAUCUGCUACCAUCUACAAAUGCCAUAAUUUUUCUCUAUGCCUUUUAUUUCUCCCUGCAACUGGUGUCAUACCUCUGCACAAUCACCCAGGGAUGACAGUUUUCAGCAAGCUUCUAUUAGGGACUGUGCACAUUAAAUCAUAUGAUUGGGCUGAUCCCCUCAAUUCUGAUAACUACGAUUCACCUUCUAAAUUGAGACGGGCAAGGAUAAAAGCAAACAGAAGCUUCACAGCACCAUGUGACACUUCUGUAUUAUAUCCAACAUCAGGAGGAAAUAUCCAUGAAUUUACUGCUACAACACCAUGUGCUGUUCUUGAUGUUCUUGGACCUCCCUAUUCCAAAGAUGAUGGCCGGGAUUGCUCGCAUUACAGAGAGACUUCAUUUGGUGAUUUGUCAAAUAGAGAAGAAUUUACGAAGGUAGAAGAUGAUGGCCAUUGUUAUGGAUGGCUUGAAGAGAUUGAAACGCCCCAAGGAUCAGAAAUGGAUGGAAUUCCGUAUAUGGGUCCCCAAAUUGAUGAAUCUCAUUCUUAG
Fraxinus pennsylvanica is the source of this 852-nucleotide messenger RNA. The record is from the annotation of a GenBank genome assembly. NCBI's taxonomy places the organism in Eukaryota, Viridiplantae, Streptophyta, Magnoliopsida, Lamiales, Oleaceae.